Messenger RNA from Striga hermonthica, 1347 nucleotides. The record is from the annotation of a GenBank genome assembly. NCBI's taxonomy places the organism in Eukaryota, Viridiplantae, Streptophyta, Magnoliopsida, Lamiales, Orobanchaceae.
AUGGUGAUUGAGGAUAACGAAAGCUGUGGGAGUAGGGUGGCGGAGACUUCGGCCGGGAAGAGCCGGCAGCAGCGGAAGAAGGUGGAGGUUUACAACGAGGUUUUGCGGCGGCUGAAGGAGGCCGAGCAUCCGGAGGCGCAGGAGCCGUCUUUCGACGAUCAGCUUUGGGCCCAUUUCAAUCGCCUUCCUGCCAGGUAUGCAAUGGAUGUGAAUGUUGAGAGGGCUGAAGAUGUUCUUACCCACAAACGGUUACUGCAUCUGGCACGUGAUCCUGCUAUUAGACCAGCUUUUGAAGUUCGAUUAGUGCAGGUGGUACCAGUCCUUGAUGGGAAUUCAGAAGAUUCUGUGCACUCACGCCCGCCAAGAAAAGGGAGCAUCCAUCCACCACCCGCCUUUGGUUCUUCACCUAACGUUGAAGCUCUAAUACUUGAAGCCAACAAAUCCGAAGCUCAGGAUGUGGACAGCGCCACAGACGCUGGUGCCAAGUCUGCUAGGCCCAUGCAUGAGAUUACAUUUUCAACUGAUGACAAGCCAAAGCUCCUCAGUCAGUUGACUUCUUUGUUAGCUGAAGUUGGGCUGAAUAUACAGGAAGCACAUGCCUUUUCCACUAUGGAUGGCUAUUCUCUAGAUGUCUUUGUUGUUGAUGGGUGGCCAUUUGAGGAGGUUGAGCAACUUCGGAAUGCUCUGGAGAAGGAAGUUUUGAAGUUUGAGAAACAAUCUUGGCCAAGUUCAAAUUCUUUGCCCCCUCUUAAUGAACCUGAGCAGAGAGAGGUUAAAUGUGAAUUGGAUCAUCUGAAAAUUCCCAAUGAUGGUGCUGAUGUUUGGGAAAUUGAUCCUCAAUUCUUGAAAUUUGAAUCGAAAGUAGCAUCCGGAUCUUAUGGUGACCUAUAUAAAGGUAAUUAUCACAGUCAGGAAGUAGCAAUUAAAAUUCUCAAGACAGAGCGUUUGAAUAUGGAACUGCAGAAGGAAUUUGCCCAAGAAGUAUAUAUAAUGAGGAAAGUUCGUCACAAAAAUGUCGUGCAGUUCAUAGGGGCAUGCACCAGACCUCCUAACUUGUGUAUAGUAACAGAAUACAUGUCUGGAGGGAGUGUUUAUGACUAUCUUCACAAGCAGAGGGGUAUCUUUAAGCUUCCAGCCUUGCUCAAAGUAGCAAUUGAUAUAUCAAAAGGCAUGAACUACUUACAUCAAAACAAUAUAAUUCACAGGGAUUUGAAGGCUGCAAAUCUUUUAAUUGAUGAAAAUGAAGUUGUAAAGGUUGCUGAUUUUGGGGUGGCUAGAGUAAAAGCACAAACAGGCGUGAUGACAGCAGAAACUGGAACAUAUAGGUGGAUGGCCCCUGAGGUAUGA